AUGGCGAAGAGUGGUUAUAUGCCCUAUCCAGGUCGUAGGUCCUACAGUCCGUCAAUUCGUUGGUGUAGCUUCGACUGUCUCAAUGGCCGCCGUUGCUUCAGCAGCCGCAGUUACUCCAACGGCCACGAUUGCUUCAACGGCCACGAUUGCUUCAACGGCCACGAUUGCUUCAACGGCCGCAAUUUCUUCAACGGCCGCAAUUGCUUCAACGGCCGGAAUUGCUUCAACGGCCGCAAUUGCUUCAACGGCCGGAAUUGCUUCAACGGCCGCAAUUUCUUCAACGGCCGGAAUUGCUUCAACGGCCGGAAUUGCUUCAACGGCCACGAUUGCUUCAACAGCCGCAAUUGCUUCAACGGCCGCAAUUGCUUCAACGGCCGCAAUUGCUUCAACGGCCGCAAUUGCUUCAACAGCCGCAAUUGCUUCAACGGCCGCAAUUGCUUCAACGGCCGCAAUUGCUUCAACAGCCGCAAUUGCUUCAACGGCCGCAAUUGCUUCAACAGCCGCAAUUGCUUCAACGGCCGCAAUUGCUUCAACGGCCGCAAUUGCUUCAACGGCCGCAACUGCCCCAAAGGCCACAACUACCCCAAAGGCCACAACUGCCCCAAAGGCCACAACUGCCCCAAAGGCCACAACUGCCCCAAAGGCCACAACUGCCCCAACGGCCACAACUGCCCCAAAGGCCACAACUGCCCCAACGGCCACAACUGCCCCCAACGGCCACAACUGCCCCAACGGCCACAACUGCCCCAAAGGCCACAACUGCCCCAACGGCCACAACUGCCCCAAAGGCCACAACUGCCCCCAACGGCCACAACUGCCCCAACGGCCACAACUGCCCCAAAGGCCACAACUGCCCCAACGGCCACAACUGCCCCCAACGGCCACAACUGCCCCAACGGCCACAACUGCCCCCAACGGCCACAACUGCCCCAACGGCCACAACUGCCCCAAAGGCCACAACUGCCCCCAACGGCCACAACUGCCCCAACGGCCACAACUGCCCCAAAGGCCACAACUGCCCCAACGGCCACAACUGCCCCAAAGGCCACAACUGCCCCCAACGGCCACAACUGCCCCAACGGCCACAACUGCCCCAAAGGCCACAACUGCCCCAAAGGCCACAACUGCCCCAAAGGCCACAACUGCCCCAACGGCCACAACUGCCCCAAAGGCCACAACUGCCCCAAAGGCCACAACGGCCACAACUGCUGCAAAGGCCACAACUGCCCCCAACGGCCACAACUGCCCCCAACGGCCACAACUGCCCCAACGGUCACAACUGCCCCAAAGGCCACAACUGCCCCAAAGGCCACAACUGCCCCCAAAGGCCACAACUGCCCCAAAGGCCACAACUGCCCCAAAGGCCACAACUACCCCAAAGGCCACAACUGCCCCAAAGGCCACAACUGCCCCCAACGGCCGUGA
Procambarus clarkii (red swamp crayfish) is the source of this 1425-nucleotide messenger RNA. Lineage: Eukaryota; Metazoa; Arthropoda; Malacostraca; Decapoda; Cambaridae. The record is from RefSeq and is a predicted model, not a curated record.